AUGGCGCGCUCCUCGCGUGCCGGCGGCAGUGGCAGCAGGCGCAGCAAGACGUACUGGAUGCGCAGCUGCGGUGGUUGGAACUGGGACUGGCGCACCACGCGCCUCGGCUGUGGAUGGGCGGCGCCGCCAUGGGCGCUGGAGGCAGCAGCGGCCAGAGCCAGGCCCCAGGCUGAUCAGGGCGGCUGGGUGGAUCAGCCGCGCGGGCGCCGUGCCCAGCGGCAGGCCCUCAGUUCUGCAACGAGUGCGGCCUCCGCUAAGUCGCAGACCUCGGCGUCGGGCGACAGUGGGACACCCAGCGGCAGCGGCGCCACGGCGAUCGAGAGGCUGCAAGCGGCAGUCGAGCAGCUGGAGGCGCUGCAGGCGGAGCCGCCCGACGGGGUCGACAGCUGCUUCACCGACGUCGUUGCCAGCCAGCUGGAAGCCAAGCGCGCCGAGCUGAUCGAGGCCCAGCGGGCAGCAGCGGAGCAGAAGGCGUCCUCCAUGCCGCUGUCGACGCUGCUCCAUAAGGAGGCGAACGCCAUCAGCAAGGCUGAGAAGCGGCUCCGAGCAGCGCGCCAGAGCCGGGAUCAGAAGCAGGCGGCGCGUGACCUCGCCGAGGCCCAGCUCCAGAAGGCCCAGGAGGAGGUGGCGCAGCCCGACGCGGAGGUUGAGCAGGCCACCCGUGCACUCCGUGCCCUCGAGGAGGAAGCCCGAGUGGAGGCCGAGGCGCAGCGGCGCCAGCGCGCGGCCGAGCGGGCAGGAUCCAGCCAGGUCCUUGGGCUCCUCAUGCAGCUGGACAAGCUGCCCGAGGCUAGGGGCUCCAGCAUCUUCGAGGUGGCGUGGGCAGCCAUUCGUGCCCAGGUGGAGCCUGUGCGUGCGCAGCUCGCUCAGGCCCCUGCGGCCCCGAGGAGAGCGUCAUGGGCUGUGUCUUGCCCCAUGGGCGAGGUCAGCAGCGAGGACGGCGACCGCGCAGGAGGCAGCGAGCCCUGGCAGCCGCAGAGCGCCGCCGAGCGCGGCCCGGCCGAGCGUGGCGGCGACGCCCGCGGCGAGUGGCCGAAGGUCGCCCAGGCGUGCAAGCGGGAGCUGGUGGCCGAGGCUGCAGACCUGGCCCCUCUUGCUUCUCGCCCUGCUGGCCGCGCCGCUGGGAGCUGCGGCAGAGGCCAAGCAGCAACGGCGGCUCGGGACGUCCGCUGCGGGCUGGAGGUGCUCGGGAUCAACGGCAACACCUGGAGGAGGAGCCUGGAGGUGAUCGAGGCCUUUGUCUCUCGUCACGGGGCCCUGCCGCACCUGGUGAUGCUCCAGGAGACCCGUCUGGCUCCGCACCGCCUGGAGGGGCCAGAGGAGCGGCGCGCGUAUACGGCUUUCCUCCACGCAGCGGCGCCCGCGGACAAAGAAGGCCCGCUGGCGAACUCAGGCGGCGUUGCGGCCCUGGUGCGCAGCGACCUGCAGGCAGCGGAGAUAGCCUGGCAGGUUCCGAGCGACCUGAUGCAUCGCAUGGUUGGAGUCACAGUGUACACCGCGUCACGCCUGCAGCUCCUGGCGCGCUCGCUGUAUCUGCAGGACGCCUUGGGGCCCAAGGGCAUCAACCUCGACCUCUUCGCCGCCUUCGGCGACAUGGUGCUCUCCGCAGGCAUGCCCUGGCUUGCACAGGGCGACUUCAACAUGGAGCCAGGCACGCUGCACGAGUUGGGAUGGCCCAGAGUGCAGCGCGGCACGUACCUGGGGCCCUCCGAGUGCACAUGCGUAGCCCAAGGUGCCGAGCAUGUGUACGACUGGUUUGCGAGCUCCUUCUGCCUGGCCCAUGGGGUCCGAGAGGCCUCAGCUCUGGAUGGCUUUGGGCUGUAUCCCCACAAGCCUGUGAGGCUGCUGCUGCAGGACGUGAGACCAGAUGCCCUGGUGCAGGUGCACCGCCGCGUUGGGCGCGCUCGCUGGCAGGUGGAGCCCUGCCUUUGGUCCUGGGAGGUGGGCUCCCGGCCGAGUGGCCCCCGCGAAGCAGCUCGGCAGUGGAUCCAAGUCGUUGAGAGCACCUUGGUGGAGAUCCGCGGCAUCGGCGACGGCGACCUGCACAGGUACCUGUGGCGGUCCGAAGGGCCCAAGAUAGUCCUCAAGCCCCCCAGCGCCGUGGUCAAGCGCGAGUGCCGCCACCGACACUCGGCCCUCACCCACGCCAUUCGCCAGGCCCUCGACGUAGCGCUCCAGAGGCUCACUGCUGACAGGACGCAGCGUUGGCAGCCUGCGCACGAGGCCUGGCACGCGCGGCAGGUGGAGCGGGUCCUCGCCGAUGUGGAGUCAGCCACCGUAGCGGCUUGCGAGGAGGACGAAGUGGAGGCCCUCGAGUUCGACACUAGCGAGUGGGGCGACCUCAUUGGCCAAGCUGGUGUACAUGGGGACCCUGAGGCAAUUGCAGUGCUGCAGCGGCGCCUCGCGAGCUCCCAGAAGCGCGAUGGCUGCAAGAGCUCGGCCCCCUGGAGAGCAUGGGCCAAGGAGGCCGUGCAGAAGGGCGGCAGGCUCGCCCACAGGUUUGCCAAGGCUGUGCCGCCCCCGCAGGUGGUGGACCCAGAUACUGGCAGACGUUUGGCAGGCAUGCUGGCAGCCGGGCAGCUGGAGGCCAAUUGGCAG
This is a messenger RNA of Prorocentrum cordatum, 2598 nucleotides long. Lineage: Eukaryota; Dinophyceae; Prorocentrales; Prorocentraceae. The record is from the annotation of a GenBank genome assembly.